Messenger RNA from Harpia harpyja (harpy eagle), 3530 nucleotides. RefSeq names its product laeverin (gene LVRN). Lineage: Eukaryota; Metazoa; Chordata; Aves; Accipitriformes; Accipitridae. Bases 30 to 2954 code for a protein of 974 amino acids. Gene Ontology annotation, biological process: peptide catabolic process; proteolysis. The transcript has 20 exons. Gene Ontology annotation, molecular function: metalloaminopeptidase activity; zinc ion binding; peptide binding. Gene Ontology annotation, cellular component: cytoplasm. The record is from RefSeq and is a predicted model, not a curated record.
GGGCCGGCGGGCGGCGCAGAGCGGCGGGGAUGGGUCGCCGCGGCGGCCGCGGGCUGUACGUGGGGCGGAGGGCCGCCGCCCUGCUGGCCGCGCUGCUGCUGGCGCUGCUGGCCGCGCUGCUGGCGCUCGCCGCCCUCUACGGGCGCUGCCGGCAGGAGGCGCCGCCGCCGCCGCCCCCCGCCUCGCCAGCCGGCCCCGGCCGCGGCCGCGGCCCCGGCCCCGGCCCCGCCGCCGCCGCCGCCCCGCCGGGGCCUGCUGCCGCCGCCGGCCUCGGCCGCCGCCUUCCUCGCCACCUCGUGCCGCUCCACUACGACCUGGAGCUGUGGCCGCAGGUGCGGCCGGGCCAGGCGGGGCCCUUCGCCUUCAGCGGGCAGGUGAACAUCACGGUGCGCUGCCGGCAGGACACGGACGCGGCGGUGUUGCACAGCUCCGGGCUGCGGAGCCGCGGGGCCGCCGCCGUGCGCGGUCCCUUGCCCGAGCCGGGCGCCGCCGUGGAGGUGGCGGGGCUGCGGCAGGAGGCGGCGGGCGAGGUGGCGGUGCUGGAGCUGCGCGGCCGGCUGCGGGCCGGGCGCCGCUACGUGCUGCAGCUGGGCUUCCAGGGCCGGCUGGAGGAGGACCUCGACGGGCUCUUCCUCACCCGCUACACCGACCAGGGACGGAGCAGUAUGGUGAUUGCCUCCCAACUGGAACCAACAUAUGCCAGGACAGUUUACCCAUGUUUUGAUGAACCUGCCAUGAAGGCCACAUUUAAUAUCAGAAUUAUCCAUGACCCAAGCUAUGUGGCUCUUUCCAACAUGCCUGCUAUUGAUGUAUCUGAAAUGAAGGAUGAAAAUGGAAGCCUGUGGGCUGUUACCACAUUUAACACUUCGCUGAAAAUGUCAACUUACUUGACUGCUUUUGUGAUUUGUGAUUUUGAUUAUGUCACCAGAACUGAGCGGGGAAACAAGAUACGUAUUUGGGCUCGGAAGGAGGCAGUUAAAAAUGGGUAUGUUGACUAUGCUUUAAAUAUUACAGGCCCAGUAUUUUCAUUUCUGGAAGACUUACUUAAUGUCAGCUACCCUCUGCCAAAGACAGAUCUGGUUGCACUGCCUGAUUUUGGAGCAGGUGCUAUGGAAAACUGGGGACUAAUGACUUUCCAAGAAUCAUCGUUGAUGUUCCUCCCAAGUGAUAAAUUCACAAGCAGAAAGGCAAUGAUUGCCAUAAUGGUGUCACAUGAGCUAGGACACCAGUGGUUUGGAAAUCUGGUUACAAUGAACUGGUGGAAUGAUCUGUGGCUUAAUGAGGGACUGGCAUCUUACUUUGAGUACCUGGGAGCUACCUUUGUUGAAUCUAAGAUUUCACUGGAUAAAAUCUUUUAUGAUCGUGUUGUACAACCUGUCUUAAGGGAAGACAAUGAAAUAGGAGUUCGAUCACUGUCAGAGAGUGAAGACAAGAUCAAAGGAUCAUUUUCUUUAAUGUCUCUGUUUGACAGCAUCACGUACAACAAGGGGGCUUCUAUUACCUGGAUGCUUUCUGGUUUCCUGACUCAGAAGUUGUUUAUCAGAGCACUUACUUUGUAUCUGAAAGAAUUUUCCUUCUCAAAUGCUAACCAGGAUGAUCUCUGGACCCACAUACAGAUGGUCAUAGAUGCACAGGAUGAAGUUCAGUUGCCAGCACCUGUAAAACAAAUAAUGGAUUCCUGGACAUGCCAAAAUGGGUUUCCAGUUUUAACAUUAAAUCUAACCACUGGCACAAUCAGUCAGGAACAAUUUCUUAAUAAAAAGAAUGAAAAGAGUACUGAUUCUUACAAUAACACAUGGAUUAUUCCUAUUUCUUGGAUGAGAAAUGGAUCAUCACAACCCUUAAUGUGGCUAGAUAAAAGCAGCAAAGUGUUUCCUGAAAUGCAAGUAUCGGAGUCAGAAUAUGACUGGAUCCUGCUCAAUGUAAAUUUAAGUGGAUACUACAGAGUGAACUAUGAUCAAUUAAACUUAAAAAGAUUAGCACGCUUGCUUGAAAAUGAUCCAAAGGCUAUUCCUGCUGUCAGCAGGUUCCAGCUGAUAGAUGAUGUUUUUGCAUUGACACAGUUUGGAUACAUUCAGAUUGAAACAGCGCUUGAACUAACAAAGUACCUUGCCAGAGAAGAUGAACUCUUUGUAUGGAAUGUGGUCUUGUUAAACCUAGUACCUGAGAAUUUGGAAAGUACUCUAAAGAACUAUGAAGUAUAUCCACUUUUAAAGAAAUACCUUUUAAAGAGAAUGUUGCCAAUAUACCAUUAUUAUGCAGGUUUUAUUCAUCAAAAUGUUGAUGCUUUGGAAGGUGACUAUUUUGCUCAAGUGUAUUUGGAAAAACUUUUUGCAACAGCAUGCUGGCUGGGCCUCCAAGACUGUUUGAACCUGUCAUCUGAACUGUAUGCUAAGUGGAUGGACAACCCUGAGUACGAAAUUCCCUUUUUAAUUAGAAGAACAGUCUGCUGCUAUGGUGUUGCAGUAGGAAGUGAUAAAGAAUGGAAUUUUGCAUGGGAAAUGUAUAACCAUACUGACUCCACAAAGGAGGAUAAAGACAUCCUGCUCUCUGCCAUGAGCUGUGCUAAAGAGUCAUGGUUACUUUACAGAUACCUGCAAUAUGGACUCAGCGAUACAUUAUUUUCCUCCAGUUGUACUUCAGUCAUAAUCUUAUAUGUGGUAACUAAGGAUAUUGGGCACCGUAUAGCCUGGGAAUUUGUUACAGAAAAUUGGCCACUUUUAAGUGAAAGGUAUGGGAAGGAAUUAUUACAUGAUGUAUUAAAAGUCAUGGGAAGAUAUGUCAAUACAGAUGUACAGAUCCAAGAGUUGCAGGUUUUUUAUAAUGCUACACUGGAAGAGGAUGAGAGAGUGGCUACUACUUUACUACUGGAGUUUACAAAAUUUGAAAAUAUGGAAAGGAGAGAACUGCUAAGCAAAGUUGCCAGCUGGUUGCAGAAAAAUGUAGAUGAUUGACUUGGAAAACAAUUUCCAGUGUAUUUUAGAGUGUGAUUCACUAGCAUUUUGGUAUUCAUUUUAAGAUGUAAUUAAAAAAGCACAUUUUUAUGAGUCCCGUGGUUGUCUUCCCACCAGAAAGUCAGGCUAAAAUCGUUCACAAAGAAAAGAAAGAUUCAGCAAAGGAAACGAGAUAUAGAUUUUCAUAUUAUAUUUCUGUAAAUUAAUUUCCUACUGGAUGAGUUGUUAGUAGGGAUGUGUUGCUAAUAAUAACCUAACAUAUAGAUACAGUCUAAAUCCUUUGUUUUUUCUGAGUAUCAGAAUGAAAGGUGUGGUACAAGUUUGUGGAAAAAACACACGAGGAAGCUGCAAAAGUUUUAUAUUCUAUUUUGCUCAUGAUUUUUACUGUCAUCUUGGGCAAAUAAUUUAAUCUGUCUCUCUCCACUUCUAUGUUUGUAAAUUGUGAAGAGGACGGUAAUUUAGAACACAGCUAUGAAACAUAAACUUGAGAAUUACUUCAGAGCUGUAGGGAGGGAAGGACUAAAGAGACCUCCAGUUUUCAUUGUAAUAAAUGAAUACCUUGUCAUUCAAACUUUA